Molecule: messenger RNA, 555 nt
Organism: Quercus robur (English oak)
Lineage: Eukaryota; Viridiplantae; Streptophyta; Magnoliopsida; Fagales; Fagaceae
Exons: 1
Coding region: 1-555 (184 amino acids)
Biological process (GO): chloroplast organization; regulation of DNA-templated transcription
Cellular component (GO): chloroplast
Molecular function (GO): double-stranded DNA binding
Source: RefSeq, a predicted model, not a curated record
AUGCUGAGAAGGAGCUUAAAGAACAAUCUUAUUCCCUGCUAUGAUUUCCUCAAGAGUCUGCUUUUUGAGAAUGAGAAAGUCAUUACAGCUUUAGGGCGCUCUCAAAGGGCUUUGUUAAGUAAUGGAACAAAGACUAUGGUUCCAAAUAUUGCACUUUUGAGAGAAGUUGGAGCACCUCCAUCCACCAUCUCUUUCUUGGUGAUUCGUUCUCCGUCUGUUGCAUUCAUUAAGCUUAGUAAGUUUGUGAAAGCUGUCCAGGAGGUUAAGGAAAUGGGUUUUGAUCCUUCAAAAUUUGCAUUUGUGCAAGCAAUCUUAGUGGUUUUGUCAAUAAAAAAGCCAACGUGGGAAUAUAAAUUUGAGAUUUUUAGGAGGUGGGGUUGGUCUAAGGAGGACACUCUCUUAGCGUUUAGAAGGUUUCCAAAUUUUAUGCUUUUAUCGGAUGAGAAGAUCACAAAAGUAAUGAACUUCGUUGUGAACAAAUUGGGACAGCCAUCAACGGAUAUUCUUUUGAAUCCUGUGGUUUUGAAUUUACUUGGAGAAGAGGAUUAUCCCUAG